UUUGUUGUCGCGUGAGACAAAAACCCUAGUAGUCUCCUCAAGAAGACGAAGGCAUCUUUUUCAGUUUAUCGUUUUGUCCUCUGCUCCUGCUCAGAAUUGCAAAUCGCCGGUAUUGUUACGGUGUACAGCUUCGUCUCUCUCAGAACUGAAGAAAACAAAAUCAAGAGGAAUAGGAUCUUCAAUGGAGGGGUUAAAGCUCUCAGAAGCGGAAUUGAUGGUUUACAUUCAUCCUUCGAAGAGCAGAAACGUUUUCCAAGCUAUUUGUCGCGAGCUCAGUUCUCUUCUUUUCCAGUAUACUGAAACCUUUGAUGGUGUACUAUUGGCUUAUGAUGCUACCGUGAAAAGCAAACAAGCUAAAAUCCUUUCCGGACUUCAUCCUUACUUUGGUGUGAGGGUUAACACUAGACUACUCCUAUUUGACCCUAAGCCCAAGAGUCUUGUAGAAGGGGAAAUUGUGAAGAUUUCUCCUGAGUCAAUCCAUGUUGUUGUUCUUGGUUUUUCUGCUGCAGUUGUAACAGACCUUGAUAUCCGUGAAGAAUUCAAGUUUAGAGUGAAAGAUGGUGAAGGUUGUUUUGUGAGCAGAUCGCAUAAACGGCAUGCACUAAAGCUUGGAACCAUAUUACGCCUUCAAGUCCAAAGUUUUGAUGAAGAGGUAUUGCAUAUAGCUGGAUCUCUACUUCCGGAAAACACAGGAUGCGUUAAGUGGCUCGAAAAGCACUCUGAAGAAGUUUUGCCUACGGAUAGGGAUCGAAAAAGGAGGAAACUCUCCUGAGGAAAUAUGAACAUACCAAAACAAGAGAAGCUUAAAAUGGAGAAGCAGCAAUGCUCUAAUUUUGUUGUAUUGAAUCCUAUGAUAUUAACACUUUUUUUUUCAUCAAACUUAUGUCUUAUUGUUUCUCUUCAUUUAUGAAUCUGAAUAUUCGUUUUAAUCAUAAUCAAAAUGUUAUGCAAUCA
Molecule: messenger RNA, 954 nt
Organism: Capsella rubella
Lineage: Eukaryota; Viridiplantae; Streptophyta; Magnoliopsida; Brassicales; Brassicaceae
Exons: 7
Coding region: 182-772 (196 amino acids)
Biological process (GO): DNA-templated transcription initiation
Cellular component (GO): RNA polymerase I complex
Source: RefSeq, a predicted model, not a curated record